AUGGCAAGUGAGGAAGAGAGUUUUCUUGUCUUAGUGCAUUGCUCUGGGAAAAUCAAAAGAAGUGCAAAAUAUGGUGUGAAGUUCACUGACAGGGAACCAUUGAGUGUAUUCAUUAGUUCAUCAAGCACUUUGUCAGAUGUGAAGAAUAGCAUCUUGCAGAAGGUUGGGGUAUUUGGGGGCAAGUGGGUGAAGAAGCUAUUCUACAAGAUUCUCAUCGCAGUAGUUUCGACUGGUGUUAAGUAUGAUACGUUUGUGCUAGCGGCUGAUGAAAAUAUUAGGGUUCUGUUUCAUUGUGUUAAGAGUUUUUCAGAGGUCAGAAUACACGAGUUGUUUACGAAGUUGGAGGUUGGUGUGGACAGUUCUGGGGCAUCAGCUCUGGUUCAUAGCUCGACUGCCGCUGGCGGUGUAUCCAGUUUGAUGCCUGCGGUCAGAUCAUCUGUUCCGCAAGUCGCAUCCCCUUCAUUCACGAUUGAUUUAGAUCGAAUGGAGGUAGUUGUUUCUAUACCAUUGGAGAAUCCUAAGGUCUGGCAACAGGCCUUUGAGGUGGGCACCGGUGGUGGAAUGAUUCAUGAUGUUCAAGGCUUCGGAGAACCUGAUGGAGUAGAGAAUGCAAUACGGGACGAUGACUCUGACCAGGAGCCUGUAGAUAUCAUUGGGGACAUCGAUGAUGACACCGGUGCCAAUCCACAUGAAGCUGUGCUAAGUGUGAAGGACUAUAGCAUCCGUCGAGGUGUUGAAUUCAGAGUCUUGGAAUCGGAUCAUCUGAAGUACCAUGGAAAAUGCAAGGAGUUCGGAAAGGGUUGUAGUUGGUUGAUUCGCAUAUCGCUGCGUGCACAAAAGGGCACUUGGGAGGUUAAGAGGUACAACAGUCCGCACAUUUGUUUGGCCACCUCUAUUUUCAGUUAUCACUAUCAGCUGGAUUACUACGUUAUCUGUGUGAGAAUUUUUCCGUUGGUUAGGGCGGAUGCUGCGGUUACGGUAAAGCUCUUGCAACAAGCAAUAGAAGCCGAUUACGAGUUCAGGCCUAGUUACAGGAAGGUUUGGAUGGAAAAACAGAAGCUCGUAGCCCAAAUAUAUGGAGAUUGGGAAGAUUCAUAUGCUGAGUUGCCACGUUGGAUGCUAGGGGUACAGUCAACCAUGGCUGGGACAGUCACUGUGUUGAAGACAUCUCCUGUUCGACUGGGGGAUGAGGUCGAUGAGUCAACGGUGUACUUUCAUCGACUUUUCUGGACAUUUCCACCCUGCAUCGAGACCUUUAGGCAUUACAAGCCCCUCGUGAGUAUUGACGGUACCCACUUGUAUGGCAAGUACGGAGGCACGCUACUGUUGGCGAUAGCGCGGGAUGGGAACUCGAACAUCCUCCCGAUAGCCUUCGCCCUUGUUGAGGGAGAAAAUACGGAGUCAUGGUCAUUUUUCUUGUCCAACCUACGAUUGCAUGUGACGCCACAGGAGGGUAUUCUUGUUAUCUCUGACAGGCAUAAUGGCAUCAAGGCUGCACUUGAGAACCCCGAGAAUGGUUGGCUGCCUCCACGUGCUUUUCGAGCGUACUGUAUUCGUCAUGUGGAAGCGAAUUUUAGCCUUAGCUUCAAAGUUAAAGAUGCGAGGAGGAUGCUGGUUAAUGCUGCAUAUGCAAAAAUGAAGCAGAGUUUUAUUACUGGUUUGACAUCAUGCAGACUGAGAAUCCGGUCAUGUGUGACUGGGCCAACCGGAUGGAGUAUGACAAGUGGACCCAACACGAGGAUAGCGUUUUGUUCCGCUCAUCCCAGAAGGCCUAUGCCCCCAUAUGCUGGACCAACUAUCAUUCCUGAUCCUAACAUGAGGCGUGCAAGGGAAGGUCAUCCGAAGGCAACCAGGAUCCGCAGUAGCAUGGAUCAGUCUGUCGGCAGCCUGGUCAUACGCGGAAGAACUGUGUCCAGCGAAGACAUACUGUUGGCGGGGAUGGUUAGAUGUUAUGACGUUUAUUAUCUCGUUGUUGUUGUCUAA
Messenger RNA from Arachis stenosperma, 1983 nucleotides. RefSeq lists its product as uncharacterized. The record is from RefSeq and is a predicted model, not a curated record. The transcript has 3 exons. Lineage: Eukaryota; Viridiplantae; Streptophyta; Magnoliopsida; Fabales; Fabaceae. Bases 1 to 1983 code for a protein of 660 amino acids.